This is a messenger RNA of Toxorhynchites rutilus septentrionalis, 2943 nucleotides long. RefSeq names its product amyloid protein-binding protein 2 (gene Pat1). Lineage: Eukaryota; Metazoa; Arthropoda; Insecta; Diptera; Culicidae. Bases 272 to 2473 code for a protein of 733 amino acids. The record is from RefSeq and is a predicted model, not a curated record. Gene Ontology annotation, biological process: intracellular protein transport. The transcript is spliced from 5 exons. Gene Ontology annotation, molecular function: protein binding.
AUUUUGGAAUGUAGAUCUACAGCACUGCAAUACGGAUCGGAAAAAUUGUCGAGAGAAUAGGUUUUUUUUCGGUCGUGUGAAAUCAACCGUGUCGGUGGUCUGUGUUAUUCGUUUGCUGGAAAGCUGGAAACAAUUAGCAACGCACCCAGAACCGUCGUCUGGUGUGUCACCUCGGAGUACGCGAGUGGUAGCUGAGGGAUACGCAACGAAGCGACGGAUAGGAUUUGACGAUUUUUGUAAGCUUCACUUACCCCCCAGCAAAAGGAAGAGGAUGGGGAAGGAACCACCUUCGCUCUAUGAUCAGUGCCUGCUGGCAUAUGUGAAAAACCUGAAUCAUAAUGUUGCAAGCUUGGACCGAAUUGCGGACCUCCGGCUACUUCCGACGGCGAUUCUCGCCUCGGUGUACGACAGGAUGUGCCAAUUCGAUUCGCUCAAGGACAUCUUGCUGGUUCAGUUAUCAGAUCUGGACACGUUCAACAAGCUCAUCAAGCAGACCUCGCUCAAACAAAUUAUUUUCAAGUGCGUCCAGACGCUGAUGACUGCAAGGCGCCCGCUUGUGUCAGAACUCCGCACACGUUUCUGUCGCACCACCAGCGUCUACUACCUACAGCAUGAGAACGCGCCGCUCGUGAAGGAUGCCAGUCUCGAGCACUACCUGAAACGGGGGACGACCGCCACCGCUACUAACGCCGCCAGCACGAGGGAAAUUGCGUUGAGCCAGAGCGACGCCCAUUGCUUCGUGAGCGCCUUCCUAGAGCAGAUCGAAAAUGGCAUCCGGUUAGGGUCGUUCCUGUCGGAAUCCGGAUGGCUCGAGGAAUCUUUACAUGUGUUCAACAUUACGUUGAGCAUGAUCCAGCUGCUGCAGUCCAGCUAUAUGCGUUAUCUGAUCGAGCUCAACUGCCUUCAAAAACUUUUAUGCGCACAAACGGUGUUCUGCUGCUUCAAGGAAGCAAGCACGACCUGCGCCCAGGCGCUCAACAUCAUCGAUAAGCUAACGCAGCAGCACCAGCAGGUGCUGCGCCAGCGCUACUGUAGUGAUACUGGUGGAAAAAGUAAUUGCACCCCAGCCGACAGUGAUAACGAUUUCUUCACUAACAUACCAAACAGUCUGCUCGCCAACACGUACCAGCAGAUCUCGGUGCUGCAUUUUUACCGGAGCGAGUACGAUCUGAGUUAUCGGUGGAGUGUCCGGGCGCUGAGGUAUAUCAACAAGCACACACCGCACAAAGUCGUCGUAGAUGUCCUGCGACAGCUGGCGAAAUCUUGCGUGGUCAAGCGACAGUUUCAGUCGGCCGGUAUGUUGAUAAAGCAAGCGGUUCGCCGGGCGCGAGCAAGCUUUGGCAUCAAUCAUCAGAAGUAUGCAGAUGCGUUGCUCGACUAUGGGUUCUUCCUGUUGAACGUUGACUCGAUAGCGAACAGCGUUGCGGUGUACACGGAAGCGCACGAGAUUCUCUGUCGAAUCUUUGGUUCCCGGAAUCUGCAUGUGGCGGUGGCGCACGAGGAUCUCGCGUACUGCUUGUAUGUGCUCGAGUACAGCUCGGGGAAGUUUGAUUCCGCCACUGUGAAUGUGGACCGGGCGAUAGAUAUUAUGAAAGAACUAGUGCCAUCCAAUCAUCUCAUGCUGGCCUCGGCAAAGAGGGUCAAAGCGUUGAUCCUGGAAGAGAUCGCCCUGGACACGAUGGCUUCCACGAUGGAUUUCAAUCGGUGCAAACAUUUGCUGGAACAGUCGGAAGAGCUGCACCGUUCGGCGCUGCAUCUAUCGCUGGAAGCCUUCGGAGAGAUCAACGUGCAGACGUCGAAGCACUACGGGAACCUGGGACGCCUGUAUCAGUCGAUGUCGAAGUUCGACGAUGCCGAACAGAUGCACAAACGUGCCAUCCGGAUCAAAACUCAAAUCCUCGGUCCGUACGAUUACGAGGUGGGACUCUCGAUAGGCCACCUGGCGUCGCUAUACAACUAUCACAUGCAGAAACAUCAGGAAGCCGAGGAGUUGUACUUAAAAAGUAUCGAAAUCAGUCUCCGACUGUUCGGCGAGUCGUAUUCCGGAUUGGAAUACGACUAUCGGGGGCUGAUACACAUCUAUGAGAUUACCGGGGAUCAGACCCGUUUGGAUCAGUAUUCAACCAUUCUGGAACAGUGGCGGAUAUUGCGCGAGGAAAAUCUAGCUGUGCGGAACAACUUCUCAGUCGAUCACACGGAAGACAUCUCCAUGGAGGAGAUCACCGAGGAAUUCUUCGAAGCGUACGCCAAAAGCAAAUGGCUUGAGGAAGAUGUUGUACCGUCUGACGACGAUUCUGGUUCCAAUCCGCAUCAGCUGGAUACGUUCGCGGCUCCUCACGAAGAAGACGACGAUGGCGACGCAGAAGCGGCGGCCAGUAACAACAGCAACAAUAGCAGUAGAGAUGAAACGCUGGUUGCUCCCUCACCAUCUCCGAUGGUUCCCUUCGGGGAGGAACCAUUGCGAAGCACGUGAAAAAGUUUAUCUCACUUCACACGCGAAAUUUACAUUGCGAAGAAACUUCGGUGCGCGCCAACCAACAGAUCAUUGUGUUGAAUUUCUCGACGACGGUGGUUUCGAACGGCUGACGGUUUCGAUAAUCACUCUAUAAACAUGUAAUAUACAACCAAAAUAGUAGCAACCGUCACACGCGCAUACGUCUUGGUUUGUUUGUUUUUAUAUUUUGACUAGAUUAUGUGCUUGUUCUGGGAAUAUGAAAAAGAGACGGAGUCUACGAUGCUUCGCAAUCGAAUGAGAAGUGCGCUCUGUGAUAGAUCGUGUGUGUGUGUGUGGAUCGCGGGAGGCAUUCAAGAUUUUUUUUUGUUAUCACCAGAAAUCAGAAAUCUCUGUGCGAACAACUCAAUAUCCAAUAUACAUCCGUUGAACAGAACCUGUUUCUUGCUUUUUAAACAAGUUGAUAAUAAAAAGGAGAAACCCGGAUGGAA